Molecule: messenger RNA, 330 nt
Organism: Fraxinus pennsylvanica
Lineage: Eukaryota; Viridiplantae; Streptophyta; Magnoliopsida; Lamiales; Oleaceae
Source: the annotation of a GenBank genome assembly
AUGGUUUCUUCAAGAGAGCUCUGUAGGGAUGCUGCCAGUUUUUUUGUUUAUUUCUCUGUGUUUCUUCAUGUAUUUAUCCUCAACUUUGUGUAUUCUGAUUGCCCAAAAUGUUUCCAGUGUGGAAUUCUUGGCAAUUUGUCGUUUCCUCUGGCAGAUUUUUCGCAACCCGGAUGUGGGUUGUUCGCGGUUGAGUGCGAUGCCCUUCCAUAUCCAAGAAUUCACCUGGAUACUGAAAGAAAAGAGCAAGUUAAAGCUGAUUUUAUUAUUCACAGUUAUACCUGGAAGUAUAGUCGUACUUUGCGUGUUAGGCUUUUUCAUUUGGCGCCAUAA